Messenger RNA from Delphinapterus leucas (beluga whale), 2167 nucleotides. The record is from RefSeq and is a predicted model, not a curated record. NCBI's taxonomy places the organism in Eukaryota, Metazoa, Chordata, Mammalia, Artiodactyla, Monodontidae.
AUGACUGGCUCUGAAGGCCAGUUGGGUUUACUUUCAAAAGAGCCAGAGGACUGUUGUCAGUACAAGUACUGGGAUGCCUCAGGCCGAGAUACAACUCCACCCACCAGCAGGCCUGUUGCCCUGAAACCCCCUGAGUGCACAGCCACCCCAGGACCUGGCCCUGUCCAGCAGAGGGCCCAGGACCUGGCUCCAUACACCAGCUCUAGCCACGGGAUUUCCAGGGCCCUGCAGCCAGAGAUCUGGGACCUGACUCAGCCCACCAGUAGGUCUCACCCACCAGUGUGUAGGCACUGUCCCCAGGACCCCAUGGGCCCACAAACAGGCCAGAACACCAAUUCUGGGACCCCCAGGGCCCUGCAUCCAGAAACCCUGGGACCCAGCUUUGCCUACCAGUGGGCUGGCAGUAGCUCCGGGACCAGCCUUACCCACCAGUGGGUAGGCACCAGCCCCAGGAAAUCCUGGGUCCUGGUCCCACCCACAAGCAGACCAAGACACCAGUUCUGGGACCCACAGGGCCCUGUAGCCAGAGAAGAUAUAGUCAUUGACCUCGGGCGGCAGCGGCAGGAGAGGCGGCAGUGGUGGGAAGUGGCUGGAGCAGGGGGCAUUGUCAUCUCACCCUUCAGCCUGGAGGAGCUCAUCAAGCACCUAGCCUCGCUACAGCAGAACAAGGUGCUCAAGGUCCAGCUGGAGACCUACAAACUCAAGUGCAAGGCACUGCAGGAGGAGAAGCGCGGCUUGCGCAAAGCCAGUGUGACCAUCCAAGCCCAGGCUGAGCGGAAAGAAGAAUUCAUCAAUAACACUUUAUUCAAGAAAAUUCAGCCUUCACAGAAGGAGAAAGAAACCCUUGCUAUAAAUUACGAGAAGGAAGAAGAGGUCCUCACUAAUGAGCUCUCCAGAAAAUUGAUACAGUUGCAGCAUGAGAAAGCCGAACUAGAACAGCAUCUGGAGCAGGAAUUCCAGGUCAGCAAACUGAUGAAGAAAACUAAAAAACUGGAGAACGAUACCAUUUCUAAGCAGCUUACAUUAGAACAGUUGAGACGAGAGAAGAUUGACCUUGAAAGUACUUUGGAACAGGAACAAGAAGUACGAGUGAAUCGUUUCUGGAAAAGGAUGGAACUUGAAGCUGAAAAGCGAAUCCUGCAGGAGAAAUUAGACCAGCCGGUGUCUGCUCCCCCAUUGCCUAGAGACAUCUCCGUGUAGAUCGAACCUCCAGAAAACGUGAUGCGACACAUCAGGUCUUUAAAGAAUGAACUGGAGAAGCUGAAGAAGCAACUGAGUGCUGCCCAGUUACAGCAUUCCGAAAUAAUGGCGCAGUAUUUGGAGGAGGAACUUCACAUGAGGGAAGAGGACCUGAGAGGAAGCUGCAGAGGGAGAUGGAGAGGAGAGAGGCCCUCUGUCGACAGCUCUCAGAGAGAGUCCAGCUUAGAGAUGGAUGCUGAAAGGUAUUUUAAGGAGCUGUCUGCACAAGGAUUAAGACCUCACAUUGUGUGCAGCCCGAUCCCUUACACACCUUCUGCCAGUUAAAGCUGGCCGAUAUCACCCAGUCUCUCGUAUGCAAGUCACACACUUGGUUUCACGCCACCAACUUCACUGACUAGAGCCGGAAUAUCUUAUUACAAUUUCCCAGGUCUUCAUGUGCAGCAUAUGGGAGCAUUCCACGGUAUCACAAGGCCUUCACCGCAGAGAAGCAAGUCCUGAUCAAUUCAAAUGGCCCACGCUACCUCCGUCUCACAACACACAGACCCCUGUCCAGCCACUGCCACCUCCAUCUCCACCACCCAUGCAGCCCACAGUCCCCUCAGCAGGCACCUUGCAGCCUGCCCCCUCGCAACAGUCGGUUCACCCCUCCUCCCAGCCUUAAUGCAUGUGCUUAGUCCGAACCUCAUGUCGGCACACGUUCUUGUACAGUGGAGCCGAGCUGUCGACUCAACGCCAAAGGCUUCCUUCCCUGGCAUAUGAAUGUGAUUUAUUUGCACUGAGGUUAUCUAGGCUUCACUAUUCAUUAUGUUGCAAAUGUGUGUCGGAAACGCAGCCAGUGUUGUGGGUCUACAACUCUACACGGACGACUAUUUCCUUCGGUGUUUUACUUGAAUCUACAUGUGUGCACGUUCCCUGGCUGGGACGUUGGCUGUUCGACUGUUUGGUAGUUCAGCAGCAGUGUGCAAUU